Molecule: messenger RNA, 7031 nt
Organism: Xiphophorus maculatus (southern platyfish)
Lineage: Eukaryota; Metazoa; Chordata; Actinopteri; Cyprinodontiformes; Poeciliidae
Gene: pcdh7b
Product: protocadherin 7
Exons: 3
Coding region: 976-4764 (1262 amino acids)
Biological process (GO): homophilic cell-cell adhesion
Cellular component (GO): plasma membrane
Molecular function (GO): calcium ion binding
Source: RefSeq, a predicted model, not a curated record
AUAGGGGCUGCCAACACAUGCGGCGCGUCUGCAGGUGAGGGAGAGAGAAAGGGUGAGUGGGAGAGUCCACGCUGAACACGCAGAACGUCUAAGAGGAGUUCAACCUAAAAGCUGCGUCGGAUAUACACUUUUUCACUUUGCCAGCUUCAUUGUUUUUUUUUUUCUUUUGUACUCAGCCCUGAUUUUUUUUUUUUUUUUUUUUUUAAUAUCUACUAUUUUUAAUUUUAUUUUUGCGGACUGGAGUUGGUUCGUUAAAGAAGACGAGAAGGAGGAGGAAAAGGAGGAGUGAGAGAGUGAUAGUAUUCUGCUUGUUGCGAGUGACUUGGAGGGGAGAAAGGAAGGAAGGAGGCAGAAUAACGAAGCCAGACAGGUAAUCUGCUGCAUAUUACCUUCAAGAUAUAAAGGAGAGGUGACGAGCUCCGCGCUCAACCCCGCAUAGUGGGAUGAGUUUGCAACCUGCGCGGGCAUCUCCUUUAUACGCGCCUCUGAUAUAUGUGGACUUAACAUCAGGACAGACGGACGAAGAGUUCAGCUCUCCCCUCUCCCAGCCCUCCUCGUCAUCAAAAAGAAAAGAGAGAGAAGAUUCUACAAACUGUGAGUAAAAAAAAAAAAGAAAAAAAAAGCGUGAGCGAACCGGACUGCAUUCACUUUCCGCUGAUGCUCGGGACUAUUGCACUUCUGCACAGUCCGGAGCGCACGGAGUCUCCCCAGCAAAGACAGUCUCUGUAUUUUUUUAUUUUUUUCCCCCCAGAAUAAAUAAAUUAAGGUUGAAGGAAAGCCCCCCUCCUUGCGUACACUUGCUGCUUUCCACUGCAGCAGAAACGAGAGGAUGAAGUCUCACGCAUCCUAAAGAAAAAGACUGCGCUCCUAAUGAGAACGAGAUUGCCUUUUUAUACGCAGACUGUCAAUUAACAUCAAUUUUGGGACUUUUUUCUUUUGAAACAUUUUCCGAGGACAUCUUUGCAGGACUGAACAAUGGGGACGACUGCAGCAGUGGACUGUUUGUACUAUUGCAUGCUCAUAUUGCAGCUUGUGCAUCAGCCCGCUGCGAGUAAGCAAGUGCUCCGGUACCGCUUGGCGGAGGAGGGACCUGCCGAUGUCAGAGUUGGCAACGUAGCAGGCGACCUGGGCAUUGUGGCCGGGUCCGGCGAGGUGACAUUCACCCUGGAGUCCGGCUCGGAUUUUUUCAAAAUAGACAACAUAACAGGUGAGCUCACCACCAACGAGAGGCGGAUAGACCGUGAGAAAUUACAGCAGUGCCAAAUGAUAUUUGACGAGAACGAGUGUUUCAUAGAUUUCGAGGUGUCCGUGAUUGGACCAGCUCAGAGCUGGGUCGACCUCUUUGAGGGGAAAGUCAUCAUAUUAGAUAUAAAUGACAACACUCCGUCUUUCCCCUCGCCUGUCCUGACACUAUCUGUGGAGGAAAACAGACCCAUUGGAACCCUUUAUCUGCUGCCCACAGCCACAGACAGAGAUUUUGGCAGGAAUGGAAUAGAGAGAUAUGAGCUAAUUCAGGACAAUGGGGAAAACUCAAGGCGCUUGGGAUCUUCUGGGGAUUCCUACUCUGGAAAAAGAAGAUUUGAGGAGGGCGCGAGCAGGAGCAGUGUGUUUGAACUGCAAGUUGCUGACACUAGUGAUGGAGAGAAGCAGCCCCAACUCAUCAUUAAAGGGGCCCUUGACAGAGAACAGAGAGACUCCUAUGAGCUCACCUUGCGGGUUAGGGAUGGAGGAGAUCCCCCACGUUCCUCUCAGGCCAUUCUGAGAGUAAUGAUCACUGAUGUAAAUGACAACAACCCGCGGUUCGAGAAGAACGUGUAUGAAGCUGACCUGCCGGAAAACAGCUCCCCUGGUGCACCGAUACUCCAGCUUAAAGCAGCUGAUGCAGACGUGGGGGUUAAUGGUCAAAUUGAAUAUGUGUUUGGGGCAGCCACAGAGUCCGUGAGAAGGCUGCUGAGGUUGGAUGAGAGCACUGGCUGGCUAAGUGUGUUGCACCGCAUUGACCGUGAAGAAGUUAGCCAACUGAGGUUCACAGUAAUGGCUCGUGACCGAGGCCAGCCACCCAAAACGGAUAAGGCAACAGUGGUGCUGAAUAUCAAGGACGAAAACGACAAUGUCCCAGCAAUUGAAAUCCGAAAAAUUGGGCGCAUUUUUCUAAAAGACGGAGUGGCAAACGUAGCUGAGGACGUGAUGGUUGACGCACCUAUUGCUUUAGUUCAGGUGUCAGACAGAGACCAAGGAGAGAAUGGCAUAGUAACCUGCACAGUCGUAGGAGAUGUACCCUUCCAACUCAAACCAGCCAGUGAGAUGGAAGGUGAACAGAAUAAAAAAAAGUAUUUUCUCCACACAUCUGCACCACUGGACUAUGAAGCCACACAGGAAUACAAUGUGGUAAUAGUGGCUGUGGACUCUGGAAGCCCUAGUCUGGCAAGUAAUAACUCUCUUAUAGUCAAAGUGGGUGACACUAACGACAAUCCUCCCAUCUUCAGCCAGAAUGUAGUUGAGGUAUCCUUUCCUGAAAGCAAUGCCCCUGGCGAGAGGGUGACAACAGUGAAAGCUGUUGAUGCUGACAGUGGGAAAAAUGCUGAAAUAGCAUAUUCCCUCGAUUCAUCUGUAAAUGGGAUUUUCUCUAUUGAUGCAGACAGUGGAGACAUCCGAGUAAACACCAUCUUGGAUAGAGAGCAAACAGAGCGCUAUGAAUUUAAAGUGAUAGCUAAAGAUAAGGGCAUAAACACUCUUCAGGGUUCUGCUACUGUGGUCGUUCUCGUGGGGGAUAAAAAUGACAAUGAUCCAAAGUUCAUGCAGGAUGUGUUCACCUUCUAUGUCAAAGAGAAUCUUGACCCUAACAGCCCUGUUGGUAUGGUCACAGUAAUUGAUGCUGAUAAAGGCCAAAAUGCAGAGAUGGGUCUUUUCAUUGAGGAGGAGGAGGAAAUCUUUUCUAUUGAGAAUGAAACUGGGACUAUUUUUUCCACCCUCUCCUUUGACCGGGAGCAAAAAACUACAUACACAUUCCGUGUGAAAGCUGUGGAUGGUGGUGAUCCACCCAGAUCCGCCACCGCCACAGUCUCACUCUUCGUCAUGGAUGAAAACGACAAUGCACCAACAGUCACCUUCCCAAUAAACAGCUCCUACACCCUUCUUCCUCCCUCCAGUAACAUCAGGACAGUUGUCAGAACUGUCAUAGCCACCGAUACGGACACUGGCAUCAAUGCAGACCUGAACUACAGCAUCAUUGGGGGCAACCCCUUCAAGCUGUUUGAGAUUGAUGGGGGCACAGGGGUGAUCUCAUUGAUGGCAAAGCUGGAACCAAAACACUAUGGUCUCCACAGACUUGUGAUCCAAGUGAAUGACAGUGGUCAGCCUUCACAGAGCACCACCACCCUGGUUCACGUGUAUGUUAAUGAGACACUUUCCAAUUCCACAAUUGUGGAGGCACAGGUGGCUAAGAGCCUGAGUACCUCCCUGAACACCAAUAUCGCUGGUGACCCCAACUAUGAUCUCAGCAAACAACGAUUAAGCAUUGUAAUUGGAGUAGUUUCGGGCAUCAUGACCGUCAUUCUCAUCAUUCUUGUUGUUGUCAUGGCCCGUUAUUGCCACCCUAAGAACAAGAAUGGCUAUGAGGCAGGAAAGAAAGAUCAUGAGGACUUCUUUACACCUCAGCAGCAUGACAAAUCCAAGAAGCCCAAGAAAGACAAGAAGAAACAAAAGUCCAAACAGCCUCUCUAUAGUAGUAUUGUCACAGUAGAGGCCUCCAAACCUAAUGGGCAGCGCUACGAUGGCGUCAAUGAGAAGCUUUCAGACAGCCCCGGCAUGGGACGCUACCGUUCAGUCAACGGCGGGCCGGGAAGUCCAGACCUGGCUCGGCACUACAAGUCCAGUUCACCGCUCCCAACUGUCCAGCUUCACCCUCAGUCACCAACAGCUGGAAAAAAGCACCAGGCAGUUCAGGACCUGCCCCCUGCCAACACCUUUGUUGGCACCGGAGAUAACAUUUCCCUUGGAUCUGACCACUGCUCUGACUACAGCACUCAAACCAUCAACAAGUACAACAAACAGCCGUUUCGUCGAGUGACCUUCUCGGUGGUGAGCCAGCCCCAGGACCCUCACCAGCAGGGAUCGCUGCAGAGCUGCUACGACAGCGGCCUGGAUGAAUCCGAGACGCCCAGCAGCAAGAGUUCUUCGGGCCCCCGGCUGGGCGCCCUCCCCCUGCCCGAGGACAGCUACGAGAGGACAACGCCGGAUGGCAGUGUCGGUGAGGCAGAGCACAUGGAAAAUGACUCCCGGCCCUUGCCUGACGUAGCCAUGACUGGCAAGUGCACCCGGGAGUGCAACGAGUACGGCCACUCGGACUCCUGCUGGAUGCCUGUGCGCACGUCGCCCGAGCGACGGCCGUCCAAGUCAACCACCAACCCCCAACAACAACCAAAGCUUUCCACUUUUAUGACCGGUAAUGGCAGCAGCGGGAGCAGUAGCAGCAGCGGCAGCGCAGAGCAGCCAGGUAGCCAAGAGACCCUCGCCAUGGCUGCCAUGGCCAAUGGAGACCCCACCACCACGCACAUGAUGGGAGACCGCAACCGCAACGUGCUCAACAAGAAGAUGGCCUCCUCCUCUUCUUCUUACGAGGCCUUUGGCUCGCCUUCCUACGGCUCGCCAGGAGGUGGCGAGGAGACGCUGGGCCACCCUACCGAGGAGAUUCCCCUCGCGCCAACCGGAGAGUACAAGCCCACGUCGUGUGGUACACUGACGCGACGGGAGGUGUACCUGUAAGCUUGGAGUUUUACCAUAAAACCGGUGGCAUUCAAAACCCAUUGCGAACAAUACUCACUUACCCAUAAUUGUUGCAGUUACAGAAGUUUUUCUUCCAGCCACCCAAACGCCAACUAAAACUUCCCCAGAGACGUUACAGCUACUCUUUAACGAAACAUCUAAGCGGACAUGUAAACACAACAGUUUUACAAAGUGCCAUUUCUGGCCAUGACCUGGCAGAGAAGAGGAGGAGGAACUAAUGGCAAGUUUUGCUGUUUGGAGACAGUCUGCUGCCUGAUAGUCAAUCUGUAAAGUUAAACAACUCAUUUUAGAUAUACAGCACACGCAUGACUACUCCAGUGUUCCCUACAGAAGUAACUGUUGUUUUUAAAGAUAACACUGUAAAAAUACGCCCAUUUCUUUCAUUGCCCUUGUCUGUUCUUUUCUGGAAUCAGAACUGUUCUCGCAGACUGUUUUGACUUUGGAAUCUGCCUUGAUUUGGCCUUUUUUUACAGUCCAGAAUAGUCUGGCCAAGAUGCCAUUUUGUCUAAACAAAGCGACUGGACUCUUUCACCAUCAGCCAUCUUUUGAGUUUGUACUGAACUUCCAAGCCAAGACAUGGCUGAAUUUGAAUAUUAGAAGGGACUGAAAAGACUAAGCUUUAAAAACUGACCUCUUCAGGAUAUGGAAACCUGGUUUAGAAGCCAAUAGACUUUCCUGGCUUGGACUGCAAUUCCACUUAAGAGACAAAUGAUGAACUUUUGAUGACCAACUGCGUGAGAACCUUGCGCAAGUGUCACUCCUUGUAAAUAAGCAUCGAAAGCUAGCAACAGAGCUUGUGGCUCUGGUGCCUGACCUUUGCCCUGCUACCUUUAGUAAGUCUCUGUUAUUUUGUCUUUUGAUUGGCAAGACUGAGACAAAAGCCCACCUUGAGAAAUGCAAGAUACUUUACGUCUACAAUCACAUUCCCUGGAGAAGCAUGGCUUAUUAUCUGAUCACCUUAGUAAGAAGAGCAUACAAAUUGGUGUUUAACUGUGUUUCCUGGUGGCAACUUGGGUUAAGCACAGUGUUCUGGCAAGACAUUAAAAUUCUUCAGGUGGAGUUAAAAUCUGUCGAUAUUGGGAGACUGAAAAGCAUACCCAUGGCUGAGUUGUUAUCGGAAAAGUUGCAAUGAAAGACAUGUCUUACUUUCAUUUGUGUGCGUGAAUGUAGGCGUGUGUGUGUGUGUGUGUUAGGACUGAGCAAUAAAUACCAUGACAUAAGUGUGACCAAUACCUUAUUUUUCACUCUUCUCUCAAAAAGCCUUCAAGAUGACAUUGAUGCCCAUAUACUGGAAUCCUUUAAGCACUUAUAGCUGUUGCUUUUUUUUUUUUAACCAUGAAUGUAAGAAUCAGCUCAGUUAGGGAACAAUCAAACAAAAAAAGCAACAGUUUAGGAUACAUGUGGACAAAUGUUUCUGUCGAAGUCAAACCAAAGCUUCGCGAAUAGGAUGAAGCAUUACCCAUAGAUGAAAAGCUUUCUCCGAGAACUUUGCUUUAAGUAUGCAUUACUUGUUUUGUGAAGGAAUGAGCGAUAUGAAUGUCAUGUCUCAACUAAACCACCCAUAUAAUCAUUACACUCCUUCUACACACAGAUGUUAUUGUUUAGAUUUUGUGCCUCCUUGUGUACAUUGUUUUUUUUAUUUUCUUUUUUGUUUUUGCAGCUGCAGAGGCACAAAUCUUACUGUAAUUAAAAAGAGAUGCAAUUAAAAUUUUUUGUUUGUUUUGUAUUUUAGCAAAAAACCCCUUUUCGCUCAACCGGAGGUGCUUUUUCAGUUUUUCUAAACACCCACUCCGGCAACCUAUAGUCUGUAAGUACUACUCGUUGUUUGAAAGAAAGUGCUCCUAAUACUUAUCAACUGUAUACAUGAAUAUUUACUUUUUACUGCACGUUUAAUGGCAACUUACUUCACUUACAGAGAAGGACAGAUGAUGAAAAAAAAAAUAAAAACUGUAAAAGAAAAUGUACAAAAACAAACAAAAAGUUUCUCUUGUAAACGGAAGCCCAUCUUGUUGCUUGCAUUUUACCCAUGUAAUGCGACUUUGUAGACUAAUCAAGACUGAACUGUUGAUUUUGUUUUUUUCCACCCAUUACCAAAUUUGAUCAUUGCCUCAUGUCACAUAUACUUUAAAUGAUUUGUUUUCUUUUGUAUUGGCUGUAUACCAUUAGGAUAGACAAUUCCUCAUGUAUUUUUAUUGUUUUAGUCACUUCCAAUGUCACACAGUUGCAGAUAAAAUUGUGGAAAUGAU